GGCUCGCGCUGACAUACUCUACCGACACUGCGUCCAAGAAACUCGUGUUUCAGUGCCUUUUCAUUUUAUUUAUUAAAAAAACAUCUUAUUUAUAUAAUAAAAUUUAUCUAAUUUUAAUAUUUUUUUGUGAAAAUUUCUGCGUUUAUUUCAUGUAUUUAUGUGCUCAAAACUGCUCAAUUCUAAGUAAAUGUUAGUAUAAGGUAAAUUGUGGUUGUGAAGUGCGGUUUGUGACAUACGGUUGAUAUUAGAAUAGUUUGGCUCGACACUCGGUUAGUGUCCUCGCUGUCGGCGCCGGCGCCGCGGGUUCACGGUGCGUUCCACGGAACAUUGAUAUAUCAGUGGUGGGUUGAUGUGCGAUGCGAUGCGCGACAAACUCGCGUCGUGGGUACGAGCUUCGGUGCGGGCGACGGACAACGCUGACAAGUUACACAAUGGAGGCAUUGCACCGGUGCUGGUUUUCCCUGAUGAAGGGGGCGCACGCGAAGGCGGACUGGUGUGGCGCGGGUGCGCCGCCGACUGCGACGCCGAGGACGGCGCGGCGGGAGCGCUCGCCGACGGCAACGCCAACCCAGGAGACAAGCUGGAGGGGUCGGACGCAGCUGCGGACGACCCUGUUCACCUCAAGAGACGGGUGGGACUCUUCAGUGGGGUGGCUCUAAUCGUCGGCACUAUGAUUGGUUCUGGUAUAUUCGUGUCGCCCUCUGGGCUUUUGGAGCGCACCGGCUCAGUGGGCAUAAGCUUCAUCAUAUGGAUGGCGUGCGGUCUGCUCUCGCUGCUAGGAGCGCUGGCUUAUGCGGAGCUAGGAACGAUGAAUACAUCCUCUGGAGCCGAGUACGCGUACUUUAUGGACGCUUUCGGUGGACCUCCUGCAUUUUUGUUUUCAUGGGUAUCGACAUUGGUCUUGAAGCCCUCCCAAAUGGCCAUCAUCUGCCUGACCUUCGCCAAGUACGCCGUGGAACCCUUCGUGUCAGAAUGCGAGCCACCUGAUUCACUUGUCAAACUUGUGGCCGUCAUAUCUAUUGUAAUGAUACUGGCGGUCAACUGCUACAGUGUGAAUCUAGCGACGAAUGUCCAAAACAUCUUUACUGCGGCUAAAUUGGUAGCGAUUGCUAUAAUCGUCUGCGGGGGAGCAUACAAAUUGAUACUAGGUAAUACGCGACAUUUACAGGAGCCCAACUUCGCCAGUAGCACGGCGACUCUGGGCAACAUCGCCGCAGCCUUCUACACCGGCCUCUGGGCCUAUGACGGCUGGAAUAACCUUAACUAUGUUACUGAGGAAAUUAAAAACCCAUCCAAGAACCUUCCAAUGAGCAUAAUAAUUGGCAUCCCACUGGUGACGCUGUGCUACGCGCUGGUGAACGUGUCGUACCUGGCGGUCAUGUCGGUCAGCGAGAUGGCAGACAGCGGCGCGGUGGCCGUCACCUUCGGCAACCGCCUGCUCGGCCCCAUGGCCUGGCUGAUGCCCCUCGCUGUCACUAUCUCCACCUUUGGUUCUGCUAAUGGAACUUUGUUUGUUGCGGGAAGGUUAUGCUUUGCGGCGUCUCGUGAAGGACAUUUACUGGAUAUCCUGUCGUACGUCCACGUGCGUCGCUUCACACCUGCUCCUGGGCUGAUAUUCCACUCGUUGAUCGCAGCAGCGAUGGUGUUGUACGGGACGAUAGACUCUCUGAUAGACUUCUUUUCAUUCACUGCCUGGAUAUUCUACGGCGGCGCCAUGCUCGCCCUCAUUGUUAUGAGAUACACGAAGCCCCACGCGCCUCGACCGUACAAGGUGCCAAUAAUAAUCCCGUACGUGGUGCUGAUCGUGUCGACGUACCUGGUGGUCGCGCCGAUCAUCGACAAGCCGCAGUGGGAGUACUUGUACGCGGGCGCCUUCAUCCUCGGCGGCCUGCUGGUCUACGUCCCCUUCGUCAAGUGGGGAUACUCGCUGCCGUUUAUGGAUAACAUUACAGUAUUUCUGCAAAUGGUGUUGGAGGUUGUGCCAACGUCCACGACUUUCGAAUACUAAGACCGCGCUGUACUUAAAAGGCAUUUGUAAAACUUGAGUAUUUUGGCUCUGGUAAAUGUAUCGAGCUUUCGAGAGCUUGUGGGAUUCUCAGACGGCGGGAAAUCUCUGAAAAUCCUUUUUUGGUACGCAUAGUGUUUAAUAAAUUGCUGUCAAGACAUCAAAUGUAUUUCGAUAGAUUACCUAGUUUAAUUAUAUAAUAAAAUUAUAAACAAGGUGAUUACAGAAUACAGAGUAAUUUUCUUAACAUUUUUAAAACCCAAAAAGCAGGAAGUAUUUUUCUAGAACAAAACUAAGCAACUUAUAAGUCGUCUGGCAGCCACUGUUUAGGUACUUAUUUUGGUUUCAACUUAAGUCCUAACGCCAGUUAUUGGGUGUAUAAGGAAUCUAACAUUCGACACUUUCAAUAUUAUGUAUUAAAUAAAUUAUUUUUUGACUGAUAUAACAGGUUCCUUUUUGUACUUUUAAAAAUUAUUAUCUACACAAAAAAUCAAAAGAAUAUUAAACAUUUAAUAGUUUAUAUGGUUGUUGAUUUUUUUAUGCGAAGUGAAAUAUUUUUCAAGAUUUUACGCAAAUAAGUUUUGUAUAUGUAUAACUUUUAAUCAAGGACAUAGAUAUCCCUGAAGCGAUAGCGUAAUAAUAUUUUGAUUUUGUGGGAUAUUGAUUUGUAGAAUUGUGUACUAAACAUUUUUUUUAUAUGGACAUCUUAUUGUUAGACAGUAAUAAAACACGUUAUUGGGUUAUUACGAAAAUGAGGAUAGUUGGAAAUUUGGAAAUUCAAUCAAAAAAUACCAAAACGCUAUUUUUUCACAACAAGACGUUAAACUUAUAACGCCCCUAUUUUUUGUUAUUGUUGUAAUUAAACAUGCCUUAUAUCAUUUUAGAAAAGAGCUGAUACUCUUACACUUUUGGAACGAUGUUAACAUAGCUAAGAAGUAAGGACCAUCGCCAGGAAAUUGGCUUUCCAAAAAAAAAAAAAACAUAUCGAAGUCGGUCCAUCAUUUUGCUACGAUGUCACAGGCAGACAUCGAAGUCAAACUUAUAACAUCCUUCUUUUUGCGUUGAGGUUAGAAUAGACUUGUACGAACAUAUUAUUCCUUUACUGAUUUCCCUAGUUACCCGAAAGCAACUUAGUUAGAAACUAUAAUGAUAUACUCGUACUCAGUGCCGGCUUUAGUACCAGCGCCUCUGGGCGAGUUUUUGGCGGCGCCCCUCUCCCAUUGAAACCCAUACGCACAAAAAUUGAUGAUUACCUACUAGCAGACGCCCGCAACUUUAGUUUCAAAAUCCUGCGGGAAUUAUGGAUUUCUCCGUGAUAGAUAGGAGCUUAUUUGCUAGAAUUCACUCGGCUCCCUGCAACUCACUUGAUGUCCUCGGUCUAUUUGAUGCGGCGCUCCUUUAUAUCUAUCUGGCGCCCCUGGGCAGUCGCUCAACCGCGCCCUAUCCUAAAGCCGCUCCUGCUCGUACUUUUAGUGAAAAUUGAAUGUUAUCCCACGGACUUCUCACAUUAGCUAUUAAUUUAUUUUGAUCGAUUUUGUAAAAUGAAAUUGUCGCUUCGGGGAUAUCUACGACGCUUCGGCAAUUGUGUUACUUUACAAGUAAAUUAAAGAUAAUAAUAAUUAUGUUGUUCAAAAAAUAUUAUUAGCCAGUUAGGCUUAAACAAUUGCGUUUAGAUAGGAUACUUACAUUAAUUCAUCUCAUUUCAUUAGUUUGCACGAAUCAUUCCUACGGGCACUUGCGAUGAGUUUACCCAAACAAUCGGUUAUUAUUAACUGUUUCUGGAUAACAUGACUUGGAUUUAACAUGACAACAAUAAAGUAUUGAAAUAAUUCUACUGUUGUAAGAUUUAGUACUUCGAUCCUAAGCGAUGCGAUCGUCGAAUUGGAAAUGAAAAAAAAAUUGUCUAAAACCAAAAUUGUUGCUAGGCUGUAUAAUUUGUUAGAAUGCCAAAGAAGGUAACUUUUGUUAUUAAAACGUAUGACGUUUUGUAAAUAUUGGUGUGGUAGUUACGAGAAAGUGUCUUGUGCAAAUCCAAGGUUGUAUAAGAUUCUCGGGAUAAUCUCUAGGCUUGAAGCCCCAUUCGCGUCACUAUGAGUGAUUGUGCUAAACUCAUAGUCUAUAGUUCAUUCGUAGUUAACCUUAGUUAUUAAAAAAAGAAUUAGGGGCAUUGUUUAAUUUAGUUUGUCAAUUUUGCAAUAUAUUUACUUACAGGGGAUAGGUAGCGAAAUAUGAUCUUAAUUUGAUAUAAGUAAUUAAUAAAUAUUUGUCACAUUUGUUGAAUUACAAAGUACAAAGUGGUAGUUGAAAAGUAAGACCACUUAAAUUUAUUAUUAUUAAUGGAAUAUCUACUUUCUUCAGUGUUUUUAAAAAUCAUCCUGGUUUUUCACAACGAAAAACAUAAAACAGAAAGAAGAAAAUUUAAUUAUUGUGUUCAUAACAAUUAACAAAAAACUAAAACGUUAAGUACUUUAAAAUUUACUAAACGGUACUAAAACUGUUUUAAACAAACCUCUAUUUUAAAUUUACAGGUUUUCAAAUAGUAACUAGAAGGAACACAGAAGAACUAAGGCAUGAUACCUUUCAAUUUAAUUUAAGAGAUUUGUUUAUAAUCGAAUUAGUACUUGAAAUGUUUUGCCAUACAUAGGAAGGAAAUGGACGACUUCGCGACGCUGGCAGGAGUUAUAGAGUUGUAGGAUACUAGUAAAAUGUUAACCGUCGCGCUCGACGUGACGUGUUGUGUAUUAACUAGUAUGUUACAACGGCUCACGUCACACCAGCAUCGCGUCGCCGUCCCGCCCCGUCCGUUAGAGCGGGGGCACACGAUGCGUUGCGGCGCCGCAUUGCAAAGAUUUCACCAUAUGAGCGGGCACAUGAGCGGUGCGGCGCCGCAACGUUAUUAUGUCGCAGCGACGCCGUAGCAGUGUUGGACAGUCUGUUAAUAAAAUAAUGUGACGCAUAAGCAACUGAGCGGUGCCGCUCUGACGUCACAACGCAUCCACCCCUCCCCGCCUCGUCUCGGUGGUUGCAAGUCCGGUGCGGCGCCGGAGCGCAUCGUGUGACAUGCCAUAGAUUCUAUGUAAGACGACGCAGCGACACCGCGUGUGCCCCCACUCUUAUUUGGCGAAACCUUCACAGUCGGAGACUAUCUGCUGAGGCACAAUGUAGCUUAUUUGUGACUAUCAACUACGAUUAUUAGAUAGCUGGAAAUAAAAAUGGAAAUUUAGUCCAAAAAUACUAUUUGGGGAUAAGUUGCUGUGUUCAUUAAUUUUCGACUUUUAUUUCAAGGCCUUCAAAUUCAAUAAUAAUUAUAUAGUAACAAGUGCACUGCAAUGCGCCUCACCAGAUAUGCACCGGCCCUUAGGAGAAAUGGAUUAAGCUAAUAAAGCUGUCGGUACACUAUCCCAUAUUAAAGACUAAAGUGUGGUUUUCAUUAAUCUUUCUACAAAAGACUGCUGAACUUUGCGACCGGUAAAAAUUGGUCCUAUCAUUCCUUACCGGGGCAAAACGAAGCGGUCGCCGUUGUUUUUCGAUCUAUUUUUAUAUUGUAUUUUUUUUUCUUUUACAUAGAUUACUGUUUGAAAGUGUGAAAUAAAAGUAUGUAAUAAUCAAGUCGAGUCACUUGUAAAUGUGGAAUUUAUCCAUAAAACUUAUUGUAUUAGAUGCUUUGAAUAGCAUAUGAAGUUUGUAUUGCAAUAUUAUUAUUUUUGAAAUUGACAGUCAAAUUACCCUGUUUAGAAAUUAAACCCAUAGAAGCUUAGAAAUGAUAAAUUGCCCCAUCCCGUUUGCUCUAUAUGUGUAGAAGCAUUGUAGAAGUAAUACCUAAUGUAAUGUCUACAGAAUAUAAAUAAUAUAUCAAUUGCUGUCUAUAUAAUUGUAUGUAACUUCUAAGAAAUUGGGCACACAAGUACACACCUGACGAUGUGAUAUUGUUAUGGGUAAAGCGAAUGGUUUUAUUUUUGUGUACAGAUGUAAUAUCAAAUACAUGGAAUACCAUAUAUGUACUUAUCUCUACAAGGAGGACAGAUUUAUUUAUUGUUAUACACUACAAUUGAACUAAAUAAAAUUUUAAAUAAAGACAAGUGAAAUUUU
Bicyclus anynana (squinting bush brown) is the source of this 6094-nucleotide messenger RNA. RefSeq names its product b(0,+)-type amino acid transporter 1. Gene Ontology annotation, molecular function: L-amino acid transmembrane transporter activity. NCBI's taxonomy places the organism in Eukaryota, Metazoa, Arthropoda, Insecta, Lepidoptera, Nymphalidae. Bases 350 to 2008 code for a protein of 552 amino acids. The transcript has 13 exons. The record is from RefSeq and is a predicted model, not a curated record. Gene Ontology annotation, cellular component: membrane. Gene Ontology annotation, biological process: amino acid transmembrane transport.